AUGGGAUGUGUAUUUGGUAAACAGGUUUCAUCUUCCGGGCCACCCAAUGGAGAGGUUGUAUAUGGGAAGCAAAGGGAAAAUGGGGUGGAGAGAGAUUUGUCAGUGGCAUCAGGAAGGAAGGAUAAAGUUAGUGUAGUAGGUGGAGGGGAAGGCGGAAGUGGUGGUGGAGGUGGAGGUGGUGGUGGUGGUGGUGGUGGUAGUGGUAGUGAAGUCCAAAAUGGUGGAGAUCAUAAGGAGAAAAAAGAUGCUAGUCGGGCUCGUGGUGAAAGGAGGAGGUCAAGGCCAAAUCCAAGAUUAAGUAAUCCACCUAAGAAUAUCCAUGGUGAACAGGUUGCUGCCGGAUGGCCUUCAUGGCUAUCAGCAGUGGCAGCUGAGGCAAUUGAUGGAUGGAUUCCUCGUAGAGCAGAUACUUUUGAGAAACUAGAUAAGAUUGGGCAAGGUACUUACAGUAAUGUCUACAAGGCAAAAGAUUCUAUUUCUGGGAAAAUUGUGGCAUUAAAAAAGGUGCGGUUUGAUAAUUUGGAGCCUGAGAGUGUUAGAUUUAUGGCAAGGGAGAUCUUGAUAUUGCGUCGCUUGGAUCAUCCUAAUGUUGUCAAGUUGCAAGGAUUAGUGACAUCACGGAUGUCGUGUAGCUUGUACCUUGUGUUUGAUUAUAUGGACCAUGAUUUGGCCGGACUGGCUGCAAGUCCUUCGAUAAAGUUUACAGAGCCUCAGGUCAAGUGUUUCAUGCACCAGCUGUUGUCAGGGCUUGAACAUUGUCACAAGCGUCAUGUAUUGCAUCGUGAUAUUAAGGGUUCAAAUCUUCUAAUUGAUAGUGGGGGUGUCCUUAAAAUAGCAGAUUUUGGGUUAGCUUCCUUCUUUGACCCUUAUCACAAGCAGCCCAUGACUAGUCGGGUUGUCACUCUUUGGUACAGACCACCAGAACUUCUACUUGGAGCCACUGAUUAUGGUGUAGGUGUUGAUCUUUGGAGUGCCGGAUGCAUUUUGGCUGAGUUAUUAGCUGGGAAGCCUAUCAUGCCUGGCCGCACAGAGGUUGAACAACUGCACAAGAUAUUUAAACUAUGUGGUUCACCUUCAGAAGAUUAUUGGAAAAAGUCAAAGUUACCCCAUGCAACCAUAUUCAAACCUCAGCAUUCAUAUAGAAGAUGCAUAGCAGAAACAUUUAGGGAUUUCCCUCCCUCUUCACUCCCAUUAAUUGAGACACUUCUUGCCAUUGAUCCGGCGGAACGUCAAACAGCAACAGCUGCUUUGAGUAGUCAAUUUUUCUCAACAAAACCUUAUGCUUGUGAGCCUUCCAACCUUCCAAAAUAUCCUCCAAGCAAGGAGAUGGAUGCUAAACGGCGGGAUGAAGAAGCCAGAAGGCUAAGGGCUGCUGGUAGAUCAAAUGUUGAUGGUACAAGGAAAUCAAGAACACGUGAUCGAAUGGCAAGGGCGAUUCCUGCUCCAGAAGCAAAUGCUGAGAUUCAAGCCAAUAUUGAUAGGAGGCGAUUGAUUUCACAUGCGAAUGCAAAGAGCAAGAGCGAAAAAUUCCCUCCCCCACACCAGGAUGGCACGCUUGGUUACACAUUGGGCUCGAGCCAAUACAUGGAUUCGGCGUAUGAUCCUCCUCAAGUCCCCUUCAGUUCCAUGAACUUCUCUUACGCAAAGGAACCUAUUCAAACUUGGUCAGGCCCGUUGGUAGACCCUGCCGGUGUUGGCUCUGUUAAAAGGAAGUCAAAGCACUCGAAGAAGGACAAGAACUCAGUUAGGUAA
This is a messenger RNA of Oldenlandia corymbosa var. corymbosa, 1752 nucleotides long. Lineage: Eukaryota; Viridiplantae; Streptophyta; Magnoliopsida; Gentianales; Rubiaceae. The record is from the annotation of a GenBank genome assembly.